AUGGAAGGCACAACCAACAACAUUUUCCAAACCACCUUUUCCUCCGACAACAAGACAAACAACACUACCGACAAUUUCAUUGUUGAGGACCUCCUUAACCUCAACAAUGACAUCGACGACGACACUACCAUCAUUUCCGACACCAACCUUGACUCGGCCACGGGCAACUCAACUGCCUCCUCCUCCACCCUUACCGUCGUCAAUAGCGUUAGCCCGUCGUCAUUGUCCGGGUGCGACCCUAAUGUCGUUCCUGAUAUUGGCUGUCAGAAUUUUUCUGACAGCCAUUUCUCCGGAGACCUGUGUAUUCCGGAGGAUGAUUUAGCGGGCGACCUGGAAUGGCUUUCCAAUAUUGUUGAGGAAUCGUUUUCAAGUGAGGAUCUUCAAAAGAUGCAACUGAUAUCGGGCAUGAAGGUAAGAAACCAGGACGAAGAACCCCGCGAGCUUUCCCAACCCAACCGAAACAAUCCUAUAUUCAACAAGGAAGUUUUGGUUCCAGCUAAGGCCCGUAGCAAGAGGACUCGUGGGCCCCCUUGCGACUGGAGCUCACGUCUUCUUGUUUUGUCUCAAACAACACCGUCUUCUUCUGAGUCAGAAUUCCUUAUUCCCACCCCCACCUUACCUACCGUCACUGUUCCAAGGAAGCAGGCAAAGACUGCUCCAAGAAGAAAGGACAAUGACGGAGGGUCAGGUGGAGAUGGUCGGAGGUGUCUGCAUUGCAUGACAGACAAGACGCCACAGUGGCGAACCGGGCCUAAUGGCCCAAAAACAUUAUGCAAUGCUUGUGGUGUAAGAUAUAAGUCGGGUCGAUUGGUGCCCGAAUACAGGCCUGCAGCUAGCCCUACAUUUGUGCUCACUAAACACUCCAACUCGCAUCGUAAAGUAUUGGAGCUACGGAGGCAGAAGGAAAUGUUGCGGGCACACCAACACCAACAAAACCAGAUUUUACAACAUCAGAGUAUGAUGUUUGAUAUGUCCAAUAAUGAUGAUUACUUGAUUCACCAACAUAUGGGACCUGAUUUUAGGCAGAUGAUGUAG
Molecule: messenger RNA, 1035 nt
Organism: Medicago truncatula (barrel medic)
Lineage: Eukaryota; Viridiplantae; Streptophyta; Magnoliopsida; Fabales; Fabaceae
Product: GATA transcription factor 12
Exons: 2
Coding region: 1-1035 (344 amino acids)
Biological process (GO): positive regulation of DNA-templated transcription; cell differentiation
Cellular component (GO): nucleus
Molecular function (GO): sequence-specific DNA binding; zinc ion binding
Source: RefSeq, a predicted model, not a curated record